AUGAUGAGGCCUUGGCAAGCUCUCUCCCAGCUCGCCGUCCUCCUCCUCUUCCUCCUCGUCUCGUCCAGCGCCGUCUCCACUCUGGACGACACCUGCAAGUCGGUCAGCGCGAGUAACAAGGACGUCGGCUACGACUACUGCGUCAAGUUCUUCCAGGCGUGCAAGGGCAGCGCCACCGCGGACAAGCGCGGCCUGGCCGUCAUCGCCACGAAGAUCAUCCGAGCGGCGGCCGUGAGCACCGGCAGGCGCAUCGCGACCAUCAAGGCAUCGAAAGGGGACGACAAGAGGAUCCAGGGGCCGCUCGCCGACUGCGACGAGCUGUACUCGAGCGCCGUGGACCAGCUCGACGCGGCGGCGAGGGGCAUCUCGUCGGGGAAGUUGCAGGACGCCCUGACGAACCUCAGCGCCGCUGCGGACGCGCCACAGACCUGCGAGGAAGGGUUUCGCGAGCUGGGCGUGAGUUCGCCGCUGGCCGACGAGGACUCCAAGUUCAGUAAGGAGUGCUCCAUCGCUCUCGCUGUAACGAACACGUUGUAA
Messenger RNA from Triticum turgidum subsp. durum (durum wheat), 537 nucleotides. NCBI's taxonomy places the organism in Eukaryota, Viridiplantae, Streptophyta, Magnoliopsida, Poales, Poaceae. The record is from the annotation of a GenBank genome assembly.